Messenger RNA from Meleagris gallopavo (turkey), 1400 nucleotides. Lineage: Eukaryota; Metazoa; Chordata; Aves; Galliformes; Phasianidae. The record is from RefSeq and is a predicted model, not a curated record.
UCGCUCCUGGAGGAGGAGGUGGAGAUUUUCGGGGAUGUUUGCUCACCUUUUGCCACCCGUUUUCCCAAAGCUCAACUCAUCAUCCCUCCAAAUAAAGUCUCUUGGUUGCGAUUUGAACAAAACCUUUGUGAUCUGAACCCGUUUCCCAUCUCUGCGGUUCUGAGGAGGGGUCCGGGCUCCGCAUCGCAUUCCCAAACAAAACAAAAAACCCAACCCGAAAACGGAAGCAAGCAAAGCAUGUUUUUUGGGGCGGGUAUGCAAAUCCCUCGCUCGUGGGCACUGAUGCACGAUGGCUGUUUCGCUGAUGAGCCCACAGCACCAAUUCCCCUCCCGGGAGGAACCGAAACCUCAGGGCCAAACCCUGAAAUGGGGAGAGCUGGAGGCGGUGCGGGGUCGGGGCUGCGCCUGCGCGAGGAGCGGAGAACCAAAAAGUUGUAGCAUGGUUUAGGUUGGAAGAACCUUCCAUGGCCCUACAGGAGACUUACGGCAACUGGUUGGGUCCCCCUCCGGUCCCCGCCAAGCGGCCGGUGAAACAAACAGGAAUUUACUCUGCUGCUAGAAAAAUGACACCCAUGAAUGACUUCAGGCCGGCAUCUCCAGACAGCUUUGCUGAUGAGGAUGACUACGAUGACGUGUCGGUGUCGGGGUCGGAUCGUGGCUACAAACCACCCACGUCCAGCAGAGAUCUGCAGAGCCAGAAGGAAAAAGGAGGCACAGGUGUCUACAUCCUGGCGGGGAAACCACCAUCAUCAAACCCUUCUCCAAUGGGGAACCCCAAGCCCAGCAGUGGAGGUGGGUGGCCAUCGACGACCAUCCUCUACGUUUUGGUGGCCCUGAGCUUCGUGGUGUGGGUGCUGCUCCUGGCUCUGGCUGUGGUGAAACAGAUGGAAAUCAUGGCGGAGUUGGAGCUCUUGAGGUCAAACUACUCCGAGACCCAAAUUCACAUGCUUCAGGAGGUGUCGGAAUCCCGUCGGGAGCAGAUGUGGCUGCGGAGCGGGAUGCGAGGUUACUACAGAGAGCUGCAGGACCUGGCAGCGCAGAUGUGCAAAGUGAUCCCGGAUAAGAAGUGCUUGGCUGGUUGGAAGGCUUUCAAGGGCAGCUGCUAUUCCUUCUCCACCGAGAGGAUGAGCUGGAGGGAAGCAAAGGAGAUCUGUGAUGACCAAGGUGCUCACCUGGUCAUCAUCAACUCGGGUGGGGAGCAGGGCUUCCUGAAGAACAGCAUUAACAGCAGCAACAUGUACUGGCUGGGUGUGACAGAUGAGCAGCAGGAAGGCACGUGGCUCUGGAUAAACGGCGACGCUGUCAGCACCAGGUACAGAUCCCACACCUGGGUUCCCCAAAAGCAUCCCAAAAAGUUGGGGAAAAAAGGUCAAUUUGAGCCACCGAAAUGGGUUCUUCGG